Molecule: messenger RNA, 1948 nt
Organism: Rubroshorea leprosula
Lineage: Eukaryota; Viridiplantae; Streptophyta; Magnoliopsida; Malvales; Dipterocarpaceae
Source: the annotation of a GenBank genome assembly
CUCCCCACUUUGAAAUUAAUAUUUGUUGCUGCUUUAUCUGAUAACUUAACUCAUCAAGUAAACCAUAUCACUCUGAAGGUUGCAGGCUGUAUUUAAAUGGAAAUGGAGAGUUCAAUCAAUAUGAAAAGCUCUGGUGAUGUUAAUGGCUCUGAGGAUUCACAUUCUGUUGGAUCAAUAAACAAGUCAGUGAAACUUAGCAAUGGUGUUAAAGAGAAUGAGGAUCUGGGUCUUGACAUUGUCAAUGAUCUUGAUUCAUACUUGGGAGACAUCAAUGAUCGAUUAACCAUUUCGAGAAUGGUUAAUGAUGCUGUCAUUAGGGGCAUGGUGAAUGCAGUUGAGCAAGAGGUAGCCGAUAAGAUUGCUCAGAACGAAUUGGAGCUUACAAAAUUGAGGGAAACAAUGCAGCUUUACCAUGUUGGUUCUGAUGAAAACGAAUCCUUGUUGUCUUAUGAAUCAAAAUAUGAAUCUUUGUGGAAGGAGAUUUCAAGUUUGCGUCAGGAACUGGAUGCCAUUUCGAAAUAUCUGUCCAAUCAUGAAGUUGGGCAGUUGAGUCCUCAUGGGUCCUUGGAUUUUGAUGAGGAGUUGAGCAGUAGUAAGAGAAUAGAUCAUUUGCAGCGCAAAGUUUCAGGGAAUCUUUUUUCAACAUCAACUUCUCUUAGGCAGGGAAAUGGCAAGCAUGAAGAGUCUGUAAUAACUGUUCCUGAAAAUGUGGAUGCUGCACAACUAAAGCACUUGUCAAGGGAAGAGUUGGUGAGUUAUUUUAAGAAUGAGAUGGCAAAAAUGAAGAGAAACCAUGACUACAAAGUACAAGAGAUGACUGAAGAUUAUUAUAGCCUCAAGAGGGAAUUCUUGAAUUUGAAGGAAAGGGGUCCUUCUUUACCAUUGAGGAAGGAUAAGGAUUUUGAUAUCUUGAGAAAAAAGAUCCCUGAAGUCAUUUUGAAGUUGGACAACAUUCUUGUCCCAAAUGAAAAAUUACCUGUGUUCGGUAAUAAUGCUGAUGGUAUUGACUGCUUGAGGGACAGAUUGGAAUCUCUUCUUUUAGAAAACCGCCAACUGAGAGACUUACUUGCUGACAAGGAGGGAGAAGUUAAUCACCUCUCUCCACAGGUUUCUGAUGUAGUGGAGAAGUCACAGCAAUCUUUAACUGAGGCAGACUUGCUGAAGAGGAUUGAAAAUCUUGAAUGUGCUGUUGAAGAGGCUAGUCUUCAAGCAUCAGUCAACGAAGAUGUAUAUAAAUGCCUUCUAAAGGAAGUGACGGGACAGAUUGAAUGCAUCAGUGAAGUGACCAGUGUGGAGCAUGAUAUCAUGAAAGAAAUCUACUACAUUGUAUUCAGAGAUGCUGCAUGCAAUGCUGUGCUUUGCAUGAAAUGUGAACUUGAAGAUUCAGAUUUGGCAUCUAUUGUUGAAGAAGAGGUGUAUGCAAUCAUGUUCAAAGAAGCUAGGAAGAAACUUGGUGACCUAAACAUGAAAGAAAGAGCACUGAAAUUAGAAAAUGAAAAAUUAAAGCAAGAUAUCCUCAUUCUGGAAACAUCUCUUGAUGGAAAAGAGAAGUUACUGCAGGAAACAGCUGGUGAUUUGGAAAAGGAGAAGAAUCAAUUUGAGUUGGUUUCUAUAGAACUUGAUGAGUUAAGGCCUACUUCUUCUUUGUCUUUGUGUGGACAUCCAGCUUUGUUGUGCCCUUGUUCACUACACACACUACAAAUGUACACAGAUCCAUGCUUUGAUAACUUGGUCAAUUUCCCCUUCUUAAUUUUCUUAGGCUCAUCUUUUGCCUUUCUUAUAUUCCUUUUAGGGCGCCCUAGCAUUGAUCUCAUCUCCAGUGGCAAACAUGCUCCUUCUGGCCUCCUUUUCAACACUUCAUUCCCUCUUAGGCAUUCCAGUGUUGUCCCAUAAGUUUAAAGGUACUUUUCCUUUUUGUAGUACUCAUCAACAAAGUACUCAAAACUCU